AUGGAUGACUGUGAGACGCUACGGCAGAAAAAAGAGAAAUGCUUUGCCAAAAAUGGAGAGAAAGCCGAGAAAUGCCGGGUGUUCAAGUUGAAGGAGAAGAGAUGUCUUGCGUUCCGACAUUGUCCUGUAGAAGCCAUACCGUACUAUGGAACGCUGGAUGCCGAAAAGGCAAUGUGUGGAGCUUUUGAGGAGGCUUUUUGUUUUGGCAAUCCACGGAUCAUGGGAAUUGAUUCCGCCAAGGAAAAGGAAAACAAUGUCAAAAUUUACAAAUACCAUCAACGAGCACUUGGCAAGAUUGGAGGCAAUCGUCAGAAAUUUCGCCAAUGUAAAUCUAUUUCAAGUGCACUGAGCAAGUGCUUACGUCAAGCAGCAAGCUAA
This is a messenger RNA of Cylindrotheca closterium, 378 nucleotides long. The record is from the annotation of a GenBank genome assembly. Lineage: Eukaryota; Bacillariophyta; Bacillariophyceae; Bacillariales; Bacillariaceae.